This is a messenger RNA of Dimorphilus gyrociliatus, 1573 nucleotides long. The record is from the annotation of a GenBank genome assembly. NCBI's taxonomy places the organism in Eukaryota, Metazoa, Annelida, Polychaeta, Dinophilidae.
GUUUAGGAAGGAUUUUUGAUCAAGGAGAAUGAAUUCCUAUCCUCACAUUACUUAAGAAAAUAAUACUAUUUCUUGAUUAAGGAAUAAGUAUAAACUGUAAACAAUGCUUUAAGCAUAGAUAAGGAAGAAAUGUACUACUUUUUACUCUUUGAUUUUAGUGAACUGCAGUUUUUUAGUUAAAAAAUUUUGUUUUUACGGUCCCCAAAUCAGGUCGAUAUAUUAAAUUUCACCUUAUACUGCCACAUACAACGAUUAUUGAUAAAGGAAAUUUAAAAAUAAACCUUCUGGGAAGUUUAAAUCGGAGCAAAUUGAUUUAUAGCUCCAACAAAGCUUGAUAAGACGCUGUAUCUGUUGAACGAUAAUAAGUGAAAAAAAACUCCAAUCAAUUUCGAAGCACUAAAUCUCAAGUUAUGUCUCGCUUGCCUCGCUCUCGUAAACCAGUUCUCCAAUUAGAAAAGGUUAUAGUAGACAAUAAUGGUGAAGAUAAUGGAAACAGUGAAAUCGAUUAUAGUUAUAAGGAGGAGCCUUCCAUUAAAGAUGACCCAUUGAGCAAGGAAAUGGAAAAUUUCAUGGCUGAGAUAAACGCUAUGAGUAACGAUUCAACUGAUGUGAAAGAAGUCGACGAGUUAAAUAAUGGAAAAGGUGAUAUAGUUGAACCAGAAGAGCCAAUUGAAUCCCCUCCCGCUCCCCCCCCAACUCCUCCACCUCCGCCCCCGCCAUUGCCACUAUCCAAACCUCAAACAAAAUGGGAGACUGUACUAGACGAGAAUACUAAUUGCUACUAUUAUCAUGAUACAUCAACUGGAGCCGUAACAUGGGAAGUACCUGAAGAAUAUGAAAGAUAUUUGCUUCAAGUUGAUGAGUACAAUAAGAUUAUGGCAUUGAAGAACGAAUCCAAGGGAGAGGAAAUUAGCCGAGAAUCAGAAAAUGAGCUCAUCGUUAGGAAAAGGGAAGAUAGAAAACGAAAAUCUAAAGGAUCUGUUGGUUUGUGCCUAAUACCCUAUGAUGAAAGCGCAUCGGAAGAUGAAGAUGAAGACAGAAGGAAAGAAAGAGCAGCGAAAGUGCGUUGUACAGAUCCGGAGUUGGCCUUGAAUGACGAAUUUGAUGUAGAUAAUGCCCUAGAAAGUGCCGUUGAUCAAAAGUUCGACUUUCGUUCGAAGCAACUCUCAAACUAUGACCGCAGCACGCAAACUCCACCGGGUUGUCACUGUAAUGCGCCUCAAGCUGAUCUAAUCAAGCAAAAACCAAUCGAUGAAAAUAAAAUAAAGGAAGAGGUUAUUGACCAAUUGGAUACUUUUCUAAGGAAAUUUGAAUUCUUUAGCAUUCAAAAGACUUCUGAGCCCUUUGUUAAGUUCUUGACUAGAAAAGAAGAUUGGGAAAAUGGCCAACUCUCUAGUCGGUAUUUGCUGGAAAAGUUAGAAGAAACCAACGAAAUCCUCUUAAAGUACGAAAAAAGUGAGGCACCACCUGGUUGGCUGUUCAAGUGGGACAAGUAAAGUUUUACAAUUUAAACAAAUAUGUCAACUUCAAACGUUUAUAUUUUAUUUUAGGAAAAACAUCUGCUAUAAUUACU